Messenger RNA from Capronia coronata CBS 617.96, 3576 nucleotides. RefSeq lists its product as uncharacterized. The transcript has a single exon. Lineage: Eukaryota; Fungi; Ascomycota; Eurotiomycetes; Chaetothyriales; Herpotrichiellaceae. Bases 1 to 3576 code for a protein of 1191 amino acids. The record is from RefSeq and is a predicted model, not a curated record.
AUGACCGGCGGCAACCAAACUGAAGAACAAUGUGGUACUCAUGAUCCAGCGAUUGAGCCGCCUCCGAGCAGUAUAUCCCCCACCCAAGCGGAUCCCGAACAAGCCGAACUCGACGAUUUUGGAUUGCCCAAGAAGCCAGUGAAAAGACCACGUCCUGCUGAGUCGGAUGCUAGCGGAGAUGAGGGUGACACUUUCCACGACGUCGAAGGGUACGAUGACAACAAGUCGGUGCAGGAGAAGGCAAAGGCCGAGCCUGACGGAAGCACUCCGCGUAAGGACGCGGUGACGGGUGUGGAUGAACGCAGCAGGAAAUCAAGCGAAGACACAGACAUGCCCGUCCCCACCACUGAGCAUUCGGCGGAUGAAGAAGACGAUGGUGGCGGAGUAAUAAGGGCGGACAACAAUACGGAGGAUACUGACCAGAGACCUCCGCUGGCCACCACUCAUAAUGGCAUCCCAGGAUCUGACGAGUCUGCAGCUUCAGCUCAUGCGGACCCCGAACCCGCAUUAAACGAGACCAACCCCAUCCGUGACUCUCAGCUGUCGUCCGCGACCGUCAUACCAAAACGUGAACACCGGUCAACGGCUCCCGCGGUCUCCGAAUGGUCCCACCAAAGACAGGUCGCAGGUGGUUUGCCAAUUGACCAUGACGAAGAAGAAGCGGAAGAAGAGGCAUGGCAGGCGAUGCAGGCCUUGGAUGAAUUUGAUGUCUAUGACGAUGAUGGCCGGCUUAUUGCCAAGGGCAACAAGGAGACGGAGGAAGAGAUGAACCCCUAUGCUGGGAUCGGUGGGGCCGGUAAAGGAUAUACAAGGGUACAACUAGACGAGGACGCACAAUCUGCGACUAGUUUGGACGAAGACACCAACUAUCUAUUCCAACAUGGGCCGCAGCCAACGAAACCGGACACGGAGCUCGACGAGCAAGAUGAGCAGCGAGACGCUGUUACCCAGUUGGAAGCCACGAAGGAUCUGCUGACUGAAGGGCAGCGCAUUGCCUACGUGGGUGUGGUCCGCCUGACGAUUCAUAAAAUGUCUGAGGCCUUGGCCAAUAUGGAGAAAACUAAAGGCACCAGGAGGGAGAUCGCUAAGGCCGUUGAAAGCAUGGACAUGUGGGCACAGAAGAUGAUGCUUCGCCUCUAUACUCACAUGGACAUCAGCCCGGCGGAGCAGAUCAUGAUCGAGCAACUUGCCGAACAUGGGGUACAGCCGUCAGAUCUGGUCAGUCCGCUCAUGAAGAAUGCCAGGGUGAAAAAUCCAAUCACAAACGACGAGCCCACUCAAAAUUCGACGCCGGAGAUCUCGCCAAACAAGGACUCAACUGUUUCUCGUUCAUCAAUGAAGAGUAAUGGCGAAAGUUCGAGAGAUGGUGAAGAGGUCCCGGAAGUUCAUGGCCCGCAAGACAUGCCAUAUACUGGGCAGAUCGAGCUUGAUCUUCGUUGGACCGUGCUUUGUGAUCUAUUCCUCGUCUUGAUCUCGGACAGUGUUUACGACUCUCGGUCCAGGCGACUUCUAGAAAGAGUGGGCUCGACCAUGAACAUCAGCUGGGCCCAGAUUUGUCGGUUUGAGAAGAGAGUCAUGGAUGCGUUGGAAAUGCAAGAGGCCGAGAUUCAGGAGAGUUGGGACGAAUCCGAAAACAUGGAGAAACGACGCAAGCUAGGUCUCAAACGCAGAUACAUGGUAAUGGGCCUUGCGACAGUCGGCGGGGGUCUGGUCAUCGGGCUCUCGGCAGGCUUGCUGGCACCCGUUAUUGGGGCCGGUCUUGCGGCUGGCUUCACGACCAUCGGUGUUACCGGUACUGCAGGGUUCUUGGGCGGAGCUGGCGGAGCUGCACUGAUCACUUCCGCGGCCACGGCGGCUGGUGGUACAAUUGCUGUUCGGGCGUCGGACCGGCGGACGGGGCACGUCAAGACCUUCGAAUAUCGACCACUACACAAUAACAAACGGCUCAACCUAAUCCUGACCGUUUCUGGUUGGAUGAAUGGCAAGGUUGACGAUGUACGAUUACCGUUCAGCACCAUUGACCCUAUCAUGGGUGAUAUUUAUUCUUUGCUCUGGGAGCCGGAAAUGCUCCAGUCGAUGGGUGACACCAUUAAUAUCCUGGCGACGGAAGCAUUGACGCAGACCGUCCAGCAAGUCCUUGGUAGUACCAUCUUGGUGGCUCUCAUGGCGUCCAUUCAGCUGCCGAUUGUGUUGUCGAAAUUGGCUUACCUGAUCGACAACCCUUGGAGCGUUUCUUUGGAUCGGGCCAACGCUGCCGGUCUCAUCUUGGCGGAUUCACUCAUUGACAGGCAUUUGGGCCAGAGGCCGAUCACCCUGGUUGGAUUUUCUCUUGGGUCAAGGGUCAUAUUUUCGUGCUUAAAAGAACUGUCUCGGCGAGGAGCGUACGGCGCGGUGCAAAAUGUGUAUCUGUUCGGUUCGCCUGUGGUGGCCAAUAAGGACGAAUACCUUCGUGCCCGGUCAGUCGUUUCUGGCCGGUUCCUCAACGGCUAUGCGUCCAAUGACUGGAUUCUGGGCUACUUGUUUCGAGCGACGUCGGGCGGCAUCAUGCGUGUUGCAGGACUUGCUCCGGUGGAAGGAAUUCCAGGGGUCGAAAACAUUGAUGUCAGCAAACUGGUGAAUGGCCACAUGGCUUACCGUUCGGCCAUGCCACGGUUGAUGCGAGAAGUCGGAUGGGAAGUGGAGAGCGACGAGUUCACCGAGAUCGAGGAUCCUGAUCCUGAGAAUCACGCAAAACGGCAGCGCGAGCUCAUCCAGGAGAUCGACGAAGCCCGCAGGAAGGCCGAAGAAAAGCCCGAGAAGAAGAAAUUCGGCCUCUUCAAAAGAGGCAAGAUGGCGGAGAAACGAGGGUGGGAAACGUACAACCAGACCAACCUGGGCCAGACGUGGAGUGCCAGCGGGAAUAAAGACUCGGGCGCCGCCGCGGGUGGGAACGUGUUGUUCGACAUUGACGCGAUCCGGAAGGAACUCGAAAGCGAAAUGAUAGAAGUGAGAGAAUUGGACAGCACCUUGCCUCCAAUGCAAAUCACCUCGAUCCAGAAUGGAGAGAAGCACGUGGAAUAUCUCCGACUUCCGCCAGAUAUGAAACCUGACGAAGUGGCCAGGAUGAACCUCCCGCCGCGGCCAGAUGAGGUUGACGUCGAAUUUGCUCCGGCACGUCCUGCACCCGUAAGGCCAGCAAGAACGUCAUCUUCCCUCCGGCCGGGCUCGCUGGCCUCUCCUCGGAUUAGUCCGGGAAUGAGUCCGCAACGCUCACCGAAUGCAUCUCCAGAACCAAGUGGACGAUCAUCCUAUACCUACUCGGAACCGAGAGAAUUGGUGAGCACAUUGCCGCCGCUGAGCUUGACUUCUUCGCCAUCCCUAAGGACAGAGAGUCUCAAGACGUCUACCACUGUACGACCCGAGCUGAAACCACACGCCACAGAGCCAUCGGCGUCCAGUUGGAAUCGACAGGGCAUGAUGUCCGAUCCCGAUCUUACGCAAACGAUGGCAAGCUUGAACUUCGAGCACAACGCUUGGGCAGACGAUGACGAUGAGCAUUCGCAUCCACACGGAGACAUCCAGAUGACGUUUGAAUAA